This is a messenger RNA of Eptesicus fuscus (big brown bat), 1866 nucleotides long. RefSeq names its product nucleolus and neural progenitor protein (gene RMP64). The record is from RefSeq and is a predicted model, not a curated record. Gene Ontology annotation, cellular component: nucleus. NCBI's taxonomy places the organism in Eukaryota, Metazoa, Chordata, Mammalia, Chiroptera, Vespertilionidae. Gene Ontology annotation, biological process: positive regulation of Notch signaling pathway. Bases 9 to 1703 code for a protein of 564 amino acids. The transcript is spliced from 9 exons.
CUCGCAAGAUGGCUGCGGUGCUGCGCCGCCUGGAGCCUUGGAACCGCGUGACAAUCCCAAAGGCGGGGAGCCGCAGCGCGGUGACGAUACAGGACCCCGGCGCGGCCCUGGACCUUUGUAUUGCAGCUGUACUUAAAGAAUGCUGGCUUGUUACCCUGUCACUGAAGAGCCAGACCUUAGAUGCAGAAACAGAUGUGCUAUGUGCAGUCCUUUACAGCAAUCACAACAGAAUGGGCCGCCACAAGCCCCAUUUGGCCCUCAAACAGGUUGAACAGUGUUUAAAACGUUUGAAAAACAUGAAUUUGGAGAGUUCAAUUCAGGAUCUGUCUGAGUUGUUUUCUUCCAAUGAAAAUCGGCCUGUAGCUACCAAAGCGUGUGUCAUCCCCAGCCAACCAGUGGUGGAAUUUGUGUUGAUGAAGAUUUUGGGAGCCUGCAAAUUGUUACUUCGCUUGUUAGACUGUUGCUGCAAGACAUUUCUCUUGACUGUGAAACACCUAGGUUUGCAAGAAUUCAUUAUUUUAAACCUUGUGAUGGUUGGGCUGGUGAGCAGGUUAUGGGUUCUCUAUAAAGGUGUUUUAAAAAGGCUGAUUUCUUUAUAUGAACCAUUGUUUGGAUUGCUUCAAGAGGUCUCAAGGAUUCAACCAUUGCCUUACUUCAAAGAUUUUACCUUUCCUUCUGAUAUUGUUGAAUUUUUAGGACAGCCCUAUUUAGAGGUCUUUAAGAAAAAAAUGCCUACAGCUUUUGCAGCUAAGGGAGUAACUAAAUUGCUAAAUAAACUGUUCUCAACAAAAGAACAAUCACUGAGGUGCAGUGAAGAACCGUCACAUAGGAUUUCCAAAAACGCUAAUCAAAUGAAGAUCAAUGUACAGAAUAAUGUGGAUCUUGGACAGCCAGUAAAGAAUAAGAAAAUCUUCAAAGCAAAGUCAUCAGAAUUUGAUGUGAGGGCGUUCUGCGAACAGCUGAAACACAGAGCUAUUCAGAAGGCCGGCUUUGAAUUUAAAUGUCCUCAAUCCCAACUAAAGGCAACGAAACAUUCUCCUCAGAAAGUGAUAGGAACUCCCAGUGCCACCGCUUUUGUGCAAAGAUUCCAAGAGGCUGAGACUUUCAUACAACUUUCUGAAGAAAUCCAAAUGGCAAUUCUGUGGUGCAGGAGCAAAAAACUCAAGGCUCAGGCUUCCUUUCUGGGCAAUAAACUUCUUAAAAGUAACCGCCUUAAACAUGUGGAAGCUCAAGGUUAUAGUUUGCCCAAGAAACUAGAGUGCAUAAAAACAUCGAUUUGCAACUGCCUUCUUCGUGGCUCAGAUAGCAAAACUUCAAAGCAUCAUUUGAGGCUAAGAAGAUCACAGAAUAAGUUUUUACUGAGACAGAGAAAACCACAGAGAAAGUUGCAGCCGACGCUUUUAAAGGAAAUUCAGCAGCCCCCUCAAGGGACUCAGAGUUCUACAGAUAUCAGUAAACGGAGACUCUCACACCGAGCAGUUCAUAAAACUAAUCUCUACGCUAACAGUAAGCAACUCUUGAGUAGCAGAGCUUCAAAUCCUGUCAUACAAACUAAGGAGAAACAAAAUCAUGAAAAUCUUACAGGAAGCAAUGAAAAUGAAAGGGAUUCAUGGACAAUGAUGCAAAUAACUAAACAUAAUACAUCAAGAAACAUUAAGGAGACAGAUGACAUUGAUGAUAUUUUUGCUUUAAUGGGAGUUUAGAUACUCAUCUGUGAGACUUUUAAGUGAUCAGCAAACUCGUCCAGUGUUCUACUGUUUUAAGUGGAACUCCUGAGAUCUGGAAAGAUCUGAAAGCACCACUUGGAUUCAAGAUUUACUGCAACAUUGAUAGCAGUUCAUUUCAGUUCAAUAAACAUUUAUAGUA